This is a messenger RNA of Dictyostelium discoideum AX4, 1371 nucleotides long. RefSeq lists its product as hypothetical. The transcript has 3 exons. Bases 1 to 1371 code for a protein of 456 amino acids. Gene Ontology annotation, molecular function: prenyltransferase activity; all-trans-decaprenyl-diphosphate synthase activity. Gene Ontology annotation, cellular component: mitochondrion. Gene Ontology annotation, biological process: ubiquinone biosynthetic process; isoprenoid biosynthetic process; quinone biosynthetic process. The record is from RefSeq and is a predicted model, not a curated record. Lineage: Eukaryota; Evosea; Eumycetozoa; Dictyosteliales; Dictyosteliaceae.
AUGUCACGGUUAAUAAUUAAUAAAAGUAAUAGUAGAAUUUGUAAUACAAUAGUUAAAAAUUAUUUAAUUCAAACGAAAUACACAUUACAACAACAACAACACCAACAACAACAACAACAACAACAAUAUGUUAGAAGUUAUUGUAGUUUACAACAACCAAAACCAUCAAAACCAAAUAUGAUAGAGAUUGUUACUCAUUUUUUUGAUAAAGUUAAAAAUAAAUCAUUUAUAAUUGAAAACUAUUUAAAUAAUCCGAUUCCUGAACAACAACAACAAUUAAAUAAAAAUAUAAAAAUCAAUAAUACAGAUAAAGAUAACGACACUUUAGAACAAAUCCAACUUUUAGAUCCAUUAAACAAUUUAGGAAAAAGAAAAGGAAAUGAAAUUUUUAAAGUUGUUGAAAAUGAUUUAUCAAACAUGACACAUAAUAUAAUGAAAACUAUUACCGAUGGUGUUAGUGCAAAUAGUACUUAUUCACCUUCACCUUCAAAAAAAACACAUCCAAUUUUAUCUUCAAUUUCAAGUUAUUAUUUUGAAUUAAAAGGUAAAAGAAUAAGACCAACAAUUGUAUUGUUGUUAUCAAAAGCGUUAUCAUCAACAGUACAUGGAUCACAAUUAAAAUUAGCGGAAAUUGUUGAAAUGAUUCAUACAGCAAGUUUAGUGCAUGACGAUGUUAUUGAUGAAGCAUCAACUAGAAGAGAUGUAAUAUCGAUUAAUCAUAGUUAUACAAAUAAAUUGGCAAUUUUAUGUGGUGAUUAUUUAUUGGCAAGAGCAUCAGUAGUUUUAUCAACAAUUAGAAAUCCAGAUGUAACUGAAUGUAUGUCAACUGCCUUGGCCGAGUUGGUUGAGGGUGAAUUUAUGCAAGCAAAAUCAAAUGGUGUCGUCUCUUUUGAUAAUUAUUUACAAAAAACUUAUUUAAAAACUGGUUCUUUAAUUACAAACAGUUGUAGAUCUGCUGCUAUCCUUUCUGGUGCAGAUUCAAACAUUAUAAAUAUUUCAACUGAAUUUGGAAAGAAUUUAGGUUUAGCUUUUCAAAUUGUUGAUGAUUUAUUAGAUUAUACAGGAUCAGCUGAAGAAUGUGGAAAAGCUACAUCAGUUGAUUUAACUUUGGGAUUAGCAACAGCACCAGUUUUAUAUGCAACCCAAGAAUUCCCACAAUUAGAGAAAUUAAUUAAAAGAAAGUUUUCAGAGAUUGGUGAUGUUGAAGAAGCAAAGAGGUUGGUUGCUUUAAGUAAAGGUAUCGAGAAAACUAGAAAUUUAGCUAUCGAAUAUUGUAAUCGUGCAAUUCAAUCCUUAUUAAAAUUACCACAAUCUGAAUCAAGAGAUCUUUUAAUCACAUUAUCUCAUAUUGUUGUUACAAGAACAAAGUAA